AUGUCUUCCUUUUCUCUCUACGACGCAACCAUCCCCACGGCCCAGAAUGCCUUCAAAUCCAUGACCAACAUUCUCCGCGAAGGCGAGAAGCACGCCAACGCUGCAUCAUUCCCUGCAGCUCGUCUGGCCGAAGACAUGAACCCCUUGACCUACCAGGUCCACAUCGCCGCACAAUUGACCGAAAAGAUGGUCGCACGGUUUACCGGCCGUGAACCUACCACCUUUGAAGACAAUUUGUCCUCGUUCGCCGAGAUGUACGAGCGAAUUGAAAUUGUCCAGAAGAUCCUCGAAGCUGCCGAUAAGGAAACUGUCAACCAGCGUGCCGACCAUGUCCAGGCCACCCCUUGGGCCAAUGAACAUUGA
Messenger RNA from Penicillium cosmopolitanum, 363 nucleotides. RefSeq lists its product as uncharacterized. Bases 1 to 363 code for a protein of 120 amino acids. The transcript has a single exon. NCBI's taxonomy places the organism in Eukaryota, Fungi, Ascomycota, Eurotiomycetes, Eurotiales, Aspergillaceae. The record is from RefSeq and is a predicted model, not a curated record.